Oppiella nova is the source of this 711-nucleotide messenger RNA. NCBI's taxonomy places the organism in Eukaryota, Metazoa, Arthropoda, Arachnida, Sarcoptiformes, Oppiidae. The record is from the annotation of a GenBank genome assembly.
AAUGGAUUGUGGCAUACCAUCAGCUCAAGGGUUCAGUUCAUUCACGCCAACACAUCUCAAGCCUUAAAAUUUAGUGGCAAACAAUUGCCUGACUGGGGGUUCAAUCAGCACGAGAUGGUCACCGACAAGAACCACAACCAGGAGGACACCGUCUGGAAUGUUGAGGAACACAGAUAUACCAAGAAUUCUGACUUAAAGGAAAGGGAACGGGAGAUGGGAAUGGCUGAGUUCGUGCCCCUCAAACCCACUCAGCUGUCAUUCUUUGUCAAGAUGUUUGAAUUACAGUACAAAAUGCUUGUCGUUAACCAGGAGAACGUCCAAAAUCACAUCUAUAGCUGUGACUCACCAUUAGAUUGGGUCACACUCACCAAGGGAAUCGCUUAUUGGGUCAGCCCUGACAGCAAUGUAUGUCGCAACCUGAACAUGCCGCAAACACCAAUGUCUAAUCCGUGUCUCAUGACCCUAUUUUUGCACCAUUACCUGCCGGCACUGGUAUUCAAAUUGUUGUUAAUGGCAGCUCUUAUCGAGCACUUGAAAUGUUUGAUACCAUCGAAAGUUAUCAACAGUUUGGUUGCAAUACUUAUGUCAUCCAUAAUCUACACUUAUUUCAAAUUCCUGCCAUUGAGUUACGGAACCGGAAAACUCACGGCCAGUGAUAUCACGAGUCUUAAGUGGAGCUCUUCGUGGCAGCUGAUCGUCCAUAAGCCAUAG